CGGCGGCGGCAGCGCCAGGAGCUGGAGAAAUGGAUUCAGCCGAAAGAGCUACAAAUAGAAGUGAACAAAAAUCAAGGAAAUUUUUAAAAAGCCUUGUGCGGAAGCAGCCUCAGGACCUGCUGUUAGUGAUUGGAACGGGAGUGAGUGCUGCUGUGGCACCAGGAAUCCCAGCCUUGUGCUCCUGGCGAAGCUGUAUUGAAGCCGUCAUUGAAGCCGCGGAUCAGCUGGAGGUGCUGCACCCGGGGGAUGUGGCUGAAUUCCGCAAAAAAGUGGUCAAGGAGCGAGACCUGCUUGUCGUUGCGCAUGACCUCAUCAGAAAGAUGUCGCCGCGCACUGGAGAUGCGAAGCCCAACUUCUUUCAGGACUGCCUAAUGGAAGUUUUUGAUAACUUGGAGCAACACAUUCAGAAUCCUGUUGUUCUGCAGUCAAUUCUUCGGCUAAUGGAGAGAGGAACUAUGGUGCUGACCACAAACUAUGACAACUUACUUGAAAUCUUUGGUCAGCAGCAGAGUAAACCGAUGGAGUCUCUUGACUUAAAAGAUAAGGACAAGGUUCUCCAGUGGGCAAAAGGGCAAGUCAAAUAUGGAGUCCUUCACAUUCACGGUCUGUACGCUGAUCCCUGUGGAAUGGUGUUGGAUCCCUCAGGAUAUAAGGAUGUCACUCAAGACCCUGAGGUGAUGGAGGCUCUGCAGAACCUGUACCGGACAAAAUCUUUUUUGUUUGUGGGUUGCGGAGAAACCUUGCGUGAUCAGAUAUUUCAGGCCCUCUUUCUGUACACUGUCAAAAACAAAGUGGAUCUAGAACAUUAUAUGCUGGUGCUUAAAGAAAAUGAAGACCAGUUUUUUAAACUCCAGGCCGAUAUGCUCCUACAUGGAAUAAAAGUAGUAUCCUAUGGAAAUUGCUUUGAAAGUUUCCCAGAGUAUGUUCAAGAUCUCUCCACUCAGAUCUGCAAACAGAGGAGUCCAGAUGCAGAUCGGGUGGACAGUACAACACUUUUGGGAACAUCUUGCGUGGAUUGUGCCAAGAGACGGCUAGGGGAGAGCAGUAAUGACCAACUUAAGAGACCAAGGCUUCAAGAUAAUGGUAGUGUUGAAGAUGUUGUCCUCUCUGAAUACAAGAAUGUAACUUGAACAACAGUGGUCUACGAUGAGUGUGUCAUCUGAUUUUAUCAUGGAUACGGCUUCCAACAAUGGCCAAGAGGAUCCUUUAAAUUUAUAUGCAUUGUUCAGUAAGAAUUGUUUAGGAAUGGAUUUUCUAUUACAGACUUGUACACC
Molecule: messenger RNA, 1274 nt
Organism: Lacerta agilis (Sand lizard)
Lineage: Eukaryota; Metazoa; Chordata; Lepidosauria; Squamata; Lacertidae
Gene: SIRAL2
Product: family with sequence similarity 118 member A
Exons: 9
Coding region: 30-1130 (366 amino acids)
Source: RefSeq, a predicted model, not a curated record